Echinops telfairi (small Madagascar hedgehog) is the source of this 518-nucleotide messenger RNA. It is a transcript of the gene SHISAL2B, whose product is annotated as shisa like 2B. The transcript has 3 exons. NCBI's taxonomy places the organism in Eukaryota, Metazoa, Chordata, Mammalia, Afrosoricida, Tenrecidae. The coding region runs from base 1 to 483 and encodes 160 amino acids. The record is from RefSeq and is a predicted model, not a curated record.
AUGAGCGCGGCCAGCCGGCUCUGCUCGGGCUACUACAGCUUGAACCGCAGCUUCGUGGAGUCCUUCCAGUGCCCCCGGCCGGGGGACGGGGCGGCGCUGCUCUUCUGCUGUGGCUUCGCCGACCUCAAGUACUGCUGCAGUGAGCCGGGCAGCUACUUCCCCUACAAGCACGGCUACAUGUGGAGCCUGAGCGUCGGUGCUCUCAUUGGACUUGGAAUUGCUGCUCUUGUUCUACUUGCCUUUGUCAUCAGUGUCUGUGUCCUUUGCUAUUUAUUUCUGUACACAAAGCCUCAAAGAUUAGACACUGGCCUUAAACUUCAGCACCUAGAAGCUUCUUCCAUUCAAGAAGGCAUAUUAACCAGAAAAGCCAAAACCCUCGACUCAAAUGCAACAUCAAGUUCAACAAAUGAAACGUCUUGUGAAGCCAAUGAUAUAAUUCAAGAAAAAACAAUGGAUACAACGCAAAUCCACAUUGCUCAUUAACUUGAAGUUCUAUGUUGUAAAAAGUGAUUGGAGAG